AUGUACUCUCAAUCUUUCGCUUCUUCUUCUUCGUCGACCAAUUCCAAUUACACUGUUCCUAUCGAUCCAAUGUUCCAUUAUCAAGGAUUCGAUAUGGGAUACGGUACUCCAUCCCCUGGAAUGCCUAUGGAUUAUAACAACAUGAUGACAAAUCAACAAUUUAGAUCAGAUUCAAUGGGACCACCGAACGAUGGAAUGAUGUUUUAUGGUCAUCAACAGUUCCCUCCAAUGGCUGAACAAUUCCCAAUGAUGGAUUUUCAAAUGAUGCCAGAACAAGCUAUGGAUUCAGGAUUUCAGCAAAACUUCCAACUCGGAUUCCAACAAGACCGUUUCCAACCACUUCCCCAUCAGAUUCCAAUGGCUCAGUCUGAUAUAAUUCAUAGACAGGACAGUUCUUUGAACUCGUCGCCAGAUGUCGAUUUUAACGAAGUAAAUGGAAACUUUGUCAAUGGAAUGAAUGGAUUUCCAGCACCACCAGUAAACGAUUACAAUUUCUCCACUACUUCACCACCACCUCCAAAAAGAAAAUUCACAAAGAAGAAGGUUCCAAAAGUGUCGACAAUGCAUUUGAACACUUCUUGCUCAAACUGUGGAACUCGUGAAACCAAAUUGUGGAGAAGAAACGAACAGGGAGAGCCAGAGUGCAAUUCUUGCAAUCUCUACGAGCGUACCAAGGGAGUCAAACGCCCAGCUACUCUGUGGAACAAGCCAACAAUCAAGAGAAGACGCCGUCCAGUUGUCGCUCCAGUCACCCAGGAGUGA
Molecule: messenger RNA, 762 nt
Organism: Caenorhabditis briggsae
Lineage: Eukaryota; Metazoa; Nematoda; Chromadorea; Rhabditida; Rhabditidae
Gene: Cbr-end-3
Product: Protein CBR-END-3
Exons: 3
Coding region: 1-762 (253 amino acids)
Biological process (GO): negative regulation of transcription by RNA polymerase II; positive regulation of transcription by RNA polymerase II; cell fate commitment
Molecular function (GO): zinc ion binding; RNA polymerase II cis-regulatory region sequence-specific DNA binding; DNA-binding transcription factor activity, RNA polymerase II-specific
Source: RefSeq, a predicted model, not a curated record